AUUUGUUUUAAACAUUCGCAUUUAAUUCACGUUAAUGAAAUACCGGAACAAUCGCGGCACAAUACUGCAAAUACAAUUCAGAACAUUUUUGGUGAAGAAACAAUUUUGGCAUAGGAAACGGUGCUUUCAAGACGGUAACUUACUGAACAUAUUCUUUUUUGGAAAACGGAACCGUGAACUAUUUAUCGAUAGCUAA
This is a messenger RNA of Musca vetustissima, 196 nucleotides long. RefSeq lists its product as uncharacterized. The coding region runs from base 35 to 196 and encodes 53 amino acids. The record is from RefSeq and is a predicted model, not a curated record. The transcript has 2 exons. NCBI's taxonomy places the organism in Eukaryota, Metazoa, Arthropoda, Insecta, Diptera, Muscidae.